GCAGGUACGGUCGCUUUAGGUUUCUCGCAGUUUGUGUUUUGCAGGUGCGGGGGCUUUUAGGGUUUUGAUAGAAAUUUUAUAUAUUAUAGAAUGCACUAGCCGGGAGGAGAACUUCUUCAUAGUUCAUAGAUCUAGAUCUGUAAUUGUGAGAGAGAGAGAGCGAAGAGAGAAAGAAGCAGCGGCGAAUACGAUGAGGAAUUUCUUCGGUGACGGCUGAGUAUAUAUCAUCACGAAUCGGGAUAACUGGCACGGAUCUGUAUGCAAAUCGGGAAAAAUCACUUGAUCCGGGAGAAAACACAGAUCAGAAGAGUGGAACUGGGUGGCAGAGGCAUUGCACCAAUGGUCAAUAUGUUGGCAUCAUGGAAGCCACAUUCCAGGUAGAGUAGGAUGAACACAUAGGGGACGUGUUUGGUUAGCACGCGAGACACGUGUUAGUCACGUGGCAACAUCUAAGGCAACACGCAGGGGCAUGUUGGGUGCUCUGUCUAUAUAAGGCGACGCUCAUUUCCAUUUUACUUAAUUGCGAAGAAGAAAGUUGUUUGUGUGUUGGUAGUGUGAUGGAGGGUACUGCAAAAAUGGUAGUGUAUCAUAACGGUAAAAUUAUACGAAAUACUCAAGAGGGGGUGAGUUUUUGAGUGUGAAAAUUUGUUUUCGCUUGUGGUUCCAUGCACCAUGACGUUUGCAGAGUUACAGUACAGCCUCUGUCAAAACAUAGAGAGUGAUAUCUUAAAGAGAGUAAGCAAUAUUCUAUAUCGGAAUCUCGUUAUCAUAUUUGGUAGCCUAAUACAGUUUGAUAUCAUGCCGAUCAUUGAUGAUGCAAAUAUGCAGCGUAUGUUCCAUAUUCAUCGACAGACUCAGGUGCAACAGACAAAGAUUGAGUUGUAUAUUGAGUUUGAAAAUAUAGAUGCAGAUGAGAUUCAAAAUGAUUCAGAUAUGAAAGAUGAUAGAGGCGAAGUAUAUGAAGGAAUGAAUAGUGAUAGCGAAGAGGAUUUUGAAGCUACCUACGAAGCUGAUGAGAAGGAUGAGAAUGGUGAUGUGAGAGGUGAGGCAAUAAUAAAAAAUGUAGUGGUUUCACCUGCAGUCAGUCAACCGAUGGACGUUUCACCUUUUAUGCGUAGUUUGAAUCUUGACACCAUACAUGUACCGAAAUUUCCUGAAUAUACAAACAUAGGUGUUGUUGAUCUUGAGGAAGGAAAAUUUAGGAUCGGAAUGGAGUACAGCUCUAGAAAGUCGAUCGUCGAGGCAAUUAGGAGCUACACUAUUUCUAGAGGAGUCGAUUACACUGUUUAUAAGUCCGAGCCACAGACAUUUUAUGCAAAAUGCAAGAUGUAUAGCCAUGGGUGCGAUUGGCUUAUCCGAACCAGCUUGAUACGGAAGAAAGGUUGUUGGGAGAUACGGAGAUAUAAAGGGAGGCACACGUGCACCUUAGGAACGGUUUCACAAGAUCAUUCCAAGUUAGACUCAAACAUGGUUGCUGAGGCUAUAAGGCCAUUGGUUGAAACCGACCCAUCCAUAAAGGUGAAAUCUAUAAUUGCAGAAGUCCAGUUAAGGUUCAACUAUACCAUCAGUUACCGAAAGGCUUGGUUGGCAAAGCAGAAGUCGAUAACCAGAUUUUUUGGUGGUUGGAAAUUAUCUUAUGAAGCUUUGCCGUGGUGGUUCUUAGCAAUGGUUCAGAAGAUGCCUGGCUCAACUUUCAAAAUAGAAACACGACCCUUGUGUAACGGGGGUGAAGAGGCGGACGGUGUCAGGAUACUUCAGCGGGUAUUCUGGAGUUUCACUCCAUACUAUAAAGUGUUCCGGCAUUGCAAGCCUUUAGUUCAGGUUGAUGGCACACACCUUUACGGCAAAUAUAAAGGUGUCUUUUUGGUUGCAGUUGCACAAGAUGGGAACCAAAACAUUGUGCCGAUUGCUUUUGCCAUUGUGGAGGGAUUGACUACUGAUACGUGGUACUUUUUUUUCAGUAAUUUAAGAAGGCGUGUUGUUAGGAGAGACGGUGUAGGGAUAAUCUCUGAUCGACAUGAGUCAAUACGGACAGCAAUAAAUCGUAGCAACAGUGAUUGAAAACCUCCAAGAACAUGGUGGAUGUUUUGCAUUAGAUACAUCAGUUGUAACUUUUUAAGGGCAUUCAAGGAUCCAUACUUGUAGAAGCUUGUUGUCAAUAUAGGCUAUUCAAGAACCGUGGAUGAAUACAACAUCAACUACAAGAAGUUGCAAGAGCGAGGUGAGAGAUAUGCCCGAUGGUUUGACAAUCUCGAACUUCACCAGUAGGUAUUGGCAUUUGACGAGGGACAUCGAUGGGGUCACAUGACGACAAACCUAGUCGAAUGUCUAAAUUCAUUGUUGGAGGGUGUCCGAAAUGUUCCUGUGUUGGCCCUUGUCCGAGCAACA
Messenger RNA from Arachis stenosperma, 2388 nucleotides. RefSeq lists its product as uncharacterized. Lineage: Eukaryota; Viridiplantae; Streptophyta; Magnoliopsida; Fabales; Fabaceae. The transcript is spliced from 5 exons. Bases 673 to 2061 code for a protein of 462 amino acids. The record is from RefSeq and is a predicted model, not a curated record.